Molecule: messenger RNA, 2320 nt
Organism: Hemibagrus wyckioides
Lineage: Eukaryota; Metazoa; Chordata; Actinopteri; Siluriformes; Bagridae
Product: sterile alpha motif domain-containing protein 14-like
Exons: 10
Coding region: 177-1358 (393 amino acids)
Biological process (GO): neuron projection development; calcium-mediated signaling; actin filament organization
Cellular component (GO): cytoplasm; dendrite; actin cytoskeleton
Molecular function (GO): actin filament binding
Source: RefSeq, a predicted model, not a curated record
UCUCUGUCCUUGCUCUCUGUGAUGCUGAUGUGUGUGGGUCUGACGUCUCUCUCUCUCUCUCUCUCUCUCUCUCUGUAUACCUUUGUGUGUGUGUGUGUGUACACAGGAUGAUGGAAGCUCACACUCCUUCUCAGAUCAUCACAUCAUCGUAAGUGACAGUCUGUGGUAGUUCCAUCAUGCAGCUCGAUGAAACAGACAGUGUGUUUGCUGAUCUAAAUUCAGCCAUUCCUGAGACCGAGCUGCUGGAUAACAGCAUACAGAAAAGUCGAGCACCGCUUCCUCUCAAGAGCAGGAGGAACCGACCAUCACGCUCCCGACUGACCGACAGCCUGAGCUCCACUGAGGGAGACGAGGGGCCUGACACCAGGUCUGCAGACACGCCCCUCCAAUCAGCCCCACUGCACUCGUUCCUGCGUGACUCCACCCUCACUCCGGAGCUCCUCCUCUCCUCCUUUGACUCCGCCCUUGCACGCCGAUCUCCAGAGGAUCCCAGAACUCACCGUUACCGUCAGCUUACCAACACCACAUCCCAUGAUGCACUGCUGCCCCCGGCCCCACCCUCCCCCUGCAGGUCAUGCCCCGAAACCUCCCCUGUGCACUUCCGCAGGGGCCGACGCCCUGAAAGUGAAGUGCUGGUGUCAGAUGACAGUCAGGAUGAUAACACGGCUGAGUCGGACAGUCCCACUGUGGUUCUGGAUAAAAAGACCAAAAGGAGGUUCCUGGAUUUGGGGGUAACUCUGCGUCGUUCUUAUGUCAGAGUGAAGAAGGAUAAUGCAAAAAGAUUCUCUCUGGGAAGUCGAGAGCUGUGUGAGAACAACUCCCGCCAUUCGGGAUCUUUUGUGCCUUUUUCCUGGUUUUCUGACAGUCAUCGCUCCUCCUCCACUUCCUCGUCUCCCCGCAUGGUGACUCACUCCCGCAGCCCGAGCAAGUCCGACUCUCAGGAGUCGGCGUUCAGUGAUGAGUUUUCUCCUAAAAGUCCUUUAGCUCCGUCGGAGUCUCGCUCCUCUCAUCACCCGUAUCAGACUCUGUCCCAGUCUUCAGAUGAGCGUCCAGACGAGCCUCAGUGUGUAGCGAGGUCCUGGAACACACAGCAGGUGUGUGAUUGGUUGAAAAGUUUAAACAUGGAGCAGUAUGUCCCCAAAUUCAGGGACAAAGACGUGGACGGAGAACUUCUGCUGCAGAUGGAUGGCACCAAACUCAAGGCUCUGGGUGUGUUGAACUCAUCGGAUCGCAGUGUUCUGAAGCGUCGCAUUAAGGAUAUCCACGCUGCAGCUGAGAAGGAGAGGAAAGCUCUGGGCAAGCUUGAGAAACAAAGAGAGAAGCAGCGGAAGAAAGACCAGGAGCAGAGGAAGAGUUAAAAAUGGACGAACAAAUGGGCUGCGUCCCAAACACCCCAAAAACUUUCUUAGUGUUCUUAUUAAAACGUUGGCCAUUUUGAGAAAAUCCUAGAGCACACUUACUCCAUUAGCAAGACUUCUCGAUAGCACAUUAUGGGCGAUUCUUACCCAUAAUGCACCGCUUCAGGUUUAGCAGUGAGCGAGUGGUCCUGAGCUGGUUUAUUAACACGGUGUGUAAAGUUCUAUACACUGUCUUUUACAACUUGAGACGAAACCACCUGUUUUUAUCUGUGAGGCUUUCGUUAAGCAUGCUCUAGUAUCUUGUAUGCUAACUGCUAAUUAGUGAUGAUGCAUUUCCCGAGCAGAAUAAAAUCUGAUAAUCCACCAGUCAGUAGGAACGUUGAUGAAACUUCUCCAGGUUUCUAAUGAUGACAGGUGUUACGUACGGCUAAACGAUUCAAAUGGCUAAAUAGCUAGCAUGCUAGUUAGCUGCUAUCACUGCAGGAGACACCUACAGAACCAAGAUAAACAUGUGUGUGGUUAUGGAGGAUUUUUUAUCAUCUGAACGUAGAUCUAGAUCUUGUAAAGGUUCUGUGUCCAGCUUUAUCUGAGUGUGCUAUUCUCAUAUGCUAACCGCUAAUUAGCGGUUAGCCGAUUAGCUUGCCGUGAUUUCAUACUCUAUUAUUAUGACUGUAAGUGUGUUGCUACUUGUGUGUACUUGCUAAUCAGCUGCAUUGUAGUUAGAUAUAAGAUUAGAGAAUUCUGUGUGUUCUAGAAUUUUCUGUGUUUCUUAAAAUGGCAGAUGCAGUCACAGAUAGUGACUCUUAUUUGUGAUUGUCACCAAUAAUUUUACGUUUCAGUGACAACAUUCACAUGACCCUCAUUAGCCCACUGACGUGACGUGACGUGGGAUUGUUUCUGUGGCUAUGCAGCACGUGUUAUUUACUUUAUUAUGCCUUAUGUAUUAUAUGUGAUAUAUUACA